This is a messenger RNA of Aspergillus ruber CBS 135680, 1806 nucleotides long. RefSeq lists its product as uncharacterized. Gene Ontology annotation, molecular function: DNA binding; zinc ion binding; DNA-binding transcription factor activity, RNA polymerase II-specific. The record is from RefSeq and is a predicted model, not a curated record. The coding region runs from base 1 to 1806 and encodes 601 amino acids. The transcript is spliced from 6 exons. Gene Ontology annotation, biological process: DNA-templated transcription; regulation of DNA-templated transcription. Lineage: Eukaryota; Fungi; Ascomycota; Eurotiomycetes; Eurotiales; Aspergillaceae.
AUGGAAAAGCAACGCUCCCGAUUACUUGCUCCAGCUCCAGCUAAAUCUCCGCCAGCCACAAAAGGUCAUACGAAGAGGGCGGUUGAGGUUCCUCGUCGAGAAAAGAUAACAUCUGCUUGCAAAGAAUGCAAAGUGCGCAGAUCCAAGUGCAAUGGGGGAAAGCCGUGCGGAGCAUGCGAUAAGAAAAACACCCAAUGUGUUUAUGACGAGAAUAAUGAUAAACGCCGACGUACUAUUAUCAACCAGAAAAUUCAACAACUUGAAGCUGACCGUGACUUGCUGAUUCGACUGGUUACAACUCUUCGAGAGACUGACAAUUGCCGUGUCACGCAAAUCCUCAACCUCAUCCGCAGUAAUUCCUCGUUGGAAGAAAUCAGGGUUUACAUUAAUGAUCGCCUCUAUACUGAGACGGAGAAGCCACCUGAGCUGGUUGGUCUUGCUGACCAGCUGCGCCCAUUGAGUGAAUCCGAAUACCGGUCGCAGCGAAGAAUUCUAGAUGUGAGAAGGCUCAUAGACAUUCCUACUUGGAAGGUACAGGCUAAACCAUGGACCAAAAUCACGGAGGAUGAUGAUUUCGUUUCCCAUUUGAUUUCCUUGUGGUUUACCUGGUACCACCCGUACUUCAACUGGGUCGACCGUGAUAUGUUCAUCCGAGACAUGCAUUCCGGAAAUGCACAAACCGCCAAAUACUGUUCCCCAUUUCUUGUGAAUAUAAUCCUAGCUGAUGCUUGUGCCUACUCAGAUUAUCCGGAAGCUUAUUCAGAUGCGAAUGAUCGAUCUUCAAAAGGUGUCCACUUUUACGAGGAAGCCAAACGCUUAUAUGAAGAAGAGGAGGGGCGGAUAACAUUACCGACUGUUCAAGGGUUAUGUGUGCUCUGGGCUUGUGCAGCAUCUCAAAGCAGAGAUGGGCGCGGCUGGGUUUAUCAAGGCCAACUUGCAUACGCGCUACAGGACCUGAUGAAGAGUAUCGAAAAGGAGCAUGGGCUGGGGUACGAACCGCAUGUCGUGGACAAUGCUGUAUGGGGAAUUUACAGCAUCACAAUCGCGAGUUCUAUAAGCUGCCAAAAGUUUCCUUUGAUCAAGACGCCCAAGAGACCGUAUCCCCGCGCCCCAGACUUCAGUAGAGAGAGCUUGGACGUGUGGUACCCAUAUCCAACACAAUCUUAUAGUGUACCAUCUCACACGGUGCAUCUCGUGAACGCUUUGUCUGACCUGAGUAGAAUCAUACAUGACGCUUCUACAAUAUUCUUUGACCCUCAAUCUGGAUUGAAAAACAUGCCAUUCCUGGAGACGCUGCAGCAUGUCCAAACCUUGCAUGUUCGAUUACAGGAUUGGAACAAGAAUCUAAUACCCUACUUAAGAGAAGAGAACAGCGGUGUCCCUCACGCUUUGGCUCUACAUAUGUAUUAUUGUGCGAUCGUCACCACCAUAUUCGGAUUCGUCGAAAAGAAAGCCAGAGAAUAUGAACUGCCCCUUGGAAAAUACCAAGACGCUCUCAACUUAAGACUUACCUCAGCCCGCAAGACCGCGCAGUUAGAGAGAACCUGCCGCGCAUCAUGGGGCAUUGACCGGGCCCCAGCCGGUAACGUUCAAUGGAUAACUGUCGCUCUCUUUACGCUUCUGGAACAUCUAGAUGACAAAGACAACCACGAAGCAUUUAUCAGCCUCUGUAUUGCCUCAAAGGCCAUUUCCCGGCGCUGGGCGCUCGGAAAGACAAUGCUUUGCUCGAUUUACAAUACCGCCCAACAAUUGAAUAUCACGCUGCCUACUGAAACCAGUGCGCUCUUUUCUGAAUUAGACGACUAG